AAUCAGGAGGUUUAUAACUUAGUGAAAGAGGCUCUUCAAGAUGAGAAGGUUACUAGAGGUUUAGUUCAGCAUUUGCUCUCAGACGCCGUUGGUGUGGCUAAACUAAAAGACUUGGGGGACGUUGAGAGAUAUAUGCUGACAACACAUGUUUCAAACGUAAAAGCAACUAAGCUGUUGACGAUAUUUGCACCAUUUAAAGGUAUGGUUAUAACGAAGCAAUAAUUAUAAUAAUAAUUCUUGGAACAUGUUGUCCACUUUUUUUAAAAACGUUUGUGCUCACAACAGGAGAGUCUGAUGAAUCUGUACCGGCACAGUCAGGUUCAGUAGCCUCUGGCUCUGCUUCCACAUCUAUACCAACACCAACACAGUCGGUUUCAGUAGCCUCUAGCUGUGCUUCCACAACAACCAAUACAGACCACUCGGUGUCUCCAUUUCAACCAGUUCGGCAAGUCAUACAGGACAGAAGUUUUUUCAAAUUUGAAGUGUGUUGGACUGAACUCCCCAAAACGACAGUGGAAAAUCUUACUCAAUCUAAGUUAAAGAACCAAAAAGCAAAUCCAAAAGACAUAAGUGACAUCAAACUUGCAAUUGCAAAAAAACUGGCGGUUGCUUAUAAGGGUCAUAAAGAGCUCUAUCCAGGCUCACAGAAAUAUCCAGGUCGCAAAAUUUAUGCCAAAAUAACAACGGAGGUGAGAUAUAUUUUUUUUAAUUUCCUCUACAAGUCUCUCAUUUCCAUAUCAUUUCAAUCAAAAUUGUAUAAUUCUUUCUGAUUUUUCAGGUAGGGAAUAAAUUUGGGGAUAGCGUAAAAACAACAGUCAAGGGAAUUGCACUAAAAGAUGGAAUGUCCGACUUCUUUUUUAAAUUUGAAAACUGUGUAGAAAAUUUGAUACGCAAUGAUCCAGAUGAGCAAACUACUACUUUUACAAAAUCAAAGGUAGCAAAAGGCAAGAAGCUCAUAGGUGUUGACCCUGACGCAUACAGUCCGGCGGUUGUUGAAUCAACCAGACAAGAACAGAUUGGUACAAAGGAACACUUGAAAAAUAUAAGUUUGGUCAACAUUAAAGAUUGGGAUUGGGUUGAAAUCAAACAAGAUUUGUGUAAGACUUACAGUCUUCAGCGUGAAGAUGUUCUAUUGGCCACUGAAGACGCGUGCAAGGACCAGGUUCCUGAAGAUGACAUCUUAGAACUCCGAAGUUUGGAGAAAUUGAAAAUUGAAUGGCCAUUCCUCUUCACAGCAAAGGGUUUAGAAAUUCACCACAAUCUUCUCACAAAGCGGGACCUGGGAACAAAAUGUGCAUCAUUUAUGAAAGAGCAUUUGGAAGUACUACUACACUAUCUGACAUCUUGCACCAAAUCAAGCAACGUGGACAAUCUGUUUAUCCGCCUGCGUGUGGAAAUGGCGUGCAGAGAUGUAUCAAUAGAUACAAAACUUUUGAUGAUGGUUCAAAUGUUGUCGAACCAUUUCAAAGAGGCUCACUUAUUCUCAUCACUGUUUGUGCCAGUUGAGAGAACAGUACAACCAUCAUCAUUCCAGUACACAGUUCUAGAGGAAAUCCAAGGCCCAUGCGUAGUGGCUCAAGAUACUAACAUAUAUGCAGCAAAAGCAUAUUUUGUCUGUGCCGACAAGGUUCAUUUAGUGGAGGUAAGCAACCCCAAAGAAGCACUUGUUGCUUUGUUUGAACUGUGCUUCUGCCUGAACCUGGAGUACCCAGAACUUAGUCUCACAUUUGAAUUCCUAGAAAGAUAUGUUUUUGAGGUGGGGUUGGUAGAUACCCGAGUGAAAAAGAGAGGAAAACAAGUUGUUGUGUUAAGUGACCAAGUGAAACGUCUCAUGGAAGGCUUUGAAGAAUUUGUUGAACAGUUCAAAAAGGAAUUGCCAGAAUAUUUGGCACACACAUAUUCUGACAUGGAAAUGGAAUUGUGAAAUUUGUUUUGAUACUUUUGUCCUUCGGUACUUUAGAUUUGAUUAUAUCAAAAUCAUUUAUGAAUUGUUGAGUUUAGUGCCUACAUAUGCACAGUUAAAAUGAAAUUCUGUUUAAAAAAAUCAACUGUUGUUUUGUUUGUUUUUUUACUUUAAUUUACUAGUUCUAUUAAAAUUUUGUAAAUCUGUGAUAAUUUCCGACAAAAUGUUAUACUUUUUCAAUUACCACAUGUUUCACUUCACUUUUACAACUUCUAUAUUAAGUGUGAUUAUAUACAAAUGUGAUAAAUAAAACAUUUACCCAUUCAACAUUCA
Frankliniella occidentalis (western flower thrips) is the source of this 2236-nucleotide messenger RNA. RefSeq lists its product as uncharacterized. Lineage: Eukaryota; Metazoa; Arthropoda; Insecta; Thysanoptera; Thripidae. Bases 842 to 1924 code for a protein of 360 amino acids. The transcript has 4 exons. The record is from RefSeq and is a predicted model, not a curated record.